GCACAGAGCAUUGCAGCCCACAGACACAAUUUGCGUGAUCGUUACAGUGUAUCAUGUUGGCUGAGGAGUUGCAACGCGCAUGAUUGGUGUCAAAUAUUCCGAUUAAUCUUGCAAAAUUGCAUUUUUUUUCAGUUUUGAUAGUUGUUCCGCGGCGAAAUAAUCGGAGCAUUGAGGGCGCUCCGGGUUUUCAAAGCCCGAAAUAAUCGUUGUCAGUAGGACUACUGUGUUGAUGUCAUCCUCGGCAGAGCUGUAGCGACCUUCAAUUUGUAGGCAAGACCAGCAUAAACAAAGACUGGUUUUGGGGUGUUUCUUCCGUCUUUGUUUUGUUUUGUUUGCUAGUGACCACAGAACCGAGGAUGGGACUUUUGCUGCUCUCUCUCCUGCUGUUAUCUCUCUCCACGUUCACAGCCGGUGUCGAUUUUCAGCUGGAAUCAAAACCCUUCGGACAGUCGUUCUUGAGGCAUUCAAACAUUGAAGAGAAAGCUGCGAACAUCAUAAAGAGGUCGCUGCCUGCAUGGCUGUCUGCAUCACCAAACCACCAGAGAACACGAAGAAGCGCCGAGCUGGGCGACAACUGCAAAGCUCUUCAAGGAUAUGACACCAAGUUAGCAGACAACACCCACCGUUAUACCUUCAAUGACCUGAGUGGGUCGGUGUCGCUGGCCUGGGUUGGAGAUGGCACAGGGGUCAUCCUGGCUUUGACAACUUUUCAGGUGCCCUUCUUCAUGAUAAGGCUUGGGCAGUCUAAACUCUAUCGAAGUGAGAACUACGGGAAGUCAUUUGAGGAUGUGACCAAUCUAAUCAACAACACCUUCAUCAGAUCAGAGUUUGGCAUUGCAAUCGGUAGCUCUGGGAAAGUGAUCCUGACGGGAGAAGUGUCCGGAGGUUAUGGGUCUCGGAUCUUUGUCUCCAAUGACUUUGGAAAGAGUUUCACCCCUCGGGACCUGCCCUUCAUCCCCCUGGCGCAGAUCACAUACAACCCUGAUAAUUCCAAUGUGCUGCUGGCCCUCAGCAAGAGCAAUGAACUCUGGCUGUCUGAAGAUUUUGGCAGCAACUGGAAAAAGAUCCACGACGUGGUGUGUCUUGUGAAAUGGGGAAGAAAAGAUACCAUCUUCUUUACAGCCAAUUACAACGGAUCCUGCAGUGAUCGGGGAAUGCUGGAACUGAAAAGGACGACAGACUUCGGUAAAAACAUCAAGACUGUCGCCAGUAAGAUCUACUCCUUCGGCCAGGGUGGACGCUUCCUGUUUGCCUCUGUUAUGACAGGCAAGGGCACUCUGAGGAUGAUCCAUGUGUCAGUGGACCAGGGUGAGACAUGGAACAUGGCCCAGCUGCCCCCUGUUGGUCACGAGCAGUUCUACUCUAUCCUGGCAGCAAACGAUGAAAUGGUCUUCAUGCAUGUGGACGAGCCAGGAGAUACAGGAUUUGGCACCAUUUAUGUAUCAGAUGACCGGGGCACUGUGUACUCCAAGUCAUUGGAGCGCCACCUUUAUACCACCACGGGGGGCGAUACAGACUUCACUAACGUCACCUCCCUGCGAGGAGUUUUCCUCACCAGUGUCCUGGCAGAAGAUAAGUCUGUGCAUUCUGUGGUGUCCUUCGAUCAGGGAGGAGAAUGGGUUCCCCUGAGGAAACCUGCCAACAGCAAGUGUGACGCUACAGCCAAAGACCCAGACAAGUGCAGUCUCCACAUCCACGCGGCCUACAGUACUGCUAUAAGGCUGAAUUUCCCCAUGCUCCCUCUCACUGAACCAAACGCUGUGGGUCUCAUCUUAGCUCAUGGGAGUGUUGGUGAUUCAAUCUCCGUGAUGAAGCCUGAUGUUUAUGUGUCUGAUGAUGGGGGGUACACCUGGAUUAAGGCCCUGGUUGGGCCCCAUCACUAUGCUAUUCUGGACUCUGGAGGGCUGCUGGUUGCCGUGGAGCACAGCACCACUCAACCUAUCAACACGAUCAAAUUUUCUACUGACGAAGGACAGUGCUGGGGUGUUUACAACUUCACCAAAGACCCCAUCUACUUUACUGGGCUGGCAUCAGAGCCGGGAGCUCGCUCCAUGAAUGUCAGUGUCUGGGGCUACAGAGACUCUCUCCUCAGCCAGUACUGGAUCUCCACCACAAUUGACUUCAGGGAGCUUCUCACCAGAGACUGUGGCGACAAGGAUUAUGUGCAAUGGUUGGCCCACUCAGAUGACAUCAGUGACCCCAAAGAUGGUUGCAUGCUGGGCUACAAAGAGAAGUUCCUGCGUCUCAGGAAGGACUCUGUUUGCUGGAACGGACGAGAAUACCAGGUCAACACCCAGCCAACCCCGUGUCCGUGCACCCUGGAUGACUUCCUGUGUGACUUUGGAUACUACCGUCAGGAGAACAGCUCGGAGUGUGUGGAGCAGCCGGACCUGAAAGGCAAAGUGCUGGAGUUCUGUCUCCACGGCAAAGAGGAGCAACUGCAGACCAGUGGCUAUAGGAAAAUCCCUGGAGAUAAAUGUGAGGGAGGAAAGAUGCCCGAGCGUAAAGAGAUCGACCUCAGCAUGAGGUGUGUGAGUGACCUGGUGGCCCCUGAACUUCUGAUAGACAGCCACCACUCCUCCAAGUUUGUGGCCAUUACGGUGACAGUCAUCAUCAUCAUCAUGCUGCUGAGCAUUGCAGCAGGAGUUGUCUUUGUCAAGAAAUAUGUCUGUGGUGGCAGGUUCUUGGUCCACAGGUACUCUGUGCUGCAGCAGCAUGUCGAGGACAAUGCUGUUGAUGGGAUGGACGACCCCCUGGAGACCAACCACACUCAAAAUGGCAAGAUAGAGUUUCACGACGACUCAGAUGAGGACAUGCUUGAAUAGCAGGUACACCAUGUCAUGCAACUGAGCAACAGGUUUCCAGUUCCCCCCCGAGGCCGGCCGCUGCUCCUGUCACGCCCUUGUCUGCAGCUACUUCUUCCUUUCACUUUCUAUUAUGAACUUUGGCUUCAGCUACCAGACAAAGAGUGUGCCUCACUCUGCUGUCAUCUAUGAAGUAUAAUGAAUGUACGGAGGCUUUCUGGGACUAAUGCCACAGUUGAAGAGGAAGGAGGUGUUGUAGUGUUUGUGCUUCAGUUAUUGAUUCUGUUUGAGUCUCCAAGUUAUUUAUUUUAGGGAACAAAGAAUUUGUGCAGUAAUUUGAACUGCUGUCAGAGCCAGAGUAAUAGGUUUUGAAGCAACGCUAGAUGUAUGAAUCCACCACCAUUGCAUUACGGGUCCUGCCUCUCCCAUCACCUGGGAGCGUUCCUGGAAAUACUUCAUACUUCUGUCGGAGAUCUGUGUCCUUUUUCUCAUGCAAUUGUACAUAAAUCCGCUUUUCUUUGCCAUUUUUGACAUGGUAUGAAUUUGCUAGGUGUAAAAAAGGUUGCUGUUGGUUAAUAACUCUCCCAAAACCAUUUGAGUCUUAAUCCCUACUUUGAACAAAGUAUUUGUUUGUCACAAAGUGUCCCCCAUAAGGUCAAGAGUAUGUACAUGUGAGGUUUUCAGCUUUCUCCUCUUGGGGCACUGAUUUGUGCGAUCCCCUGUUGUAGUCUGUAUUUGGAAUACAAGCCAGCGUACUUUUACUCCAUGGCAUUUAGAACCACGGUUGAAGUAAUAAGACGUACGUGGAAAUGUCCCUUUGCAUUAGUUUUAAUAGCAAUAACAAUGUUUAGAUUCAGUAAAUUGUCCAUGUAAGUUAAAUAAUCCUCAUGGCAUGUUUGGUGAAUGGAGAUGUCAUUGUGUGAAACACAUCAAUGUAUAGGGGGGCAAAGUGUGUCUGUUUCAAGACAGGAUUUGUUCAAAAAUGUAUGUCUGCAGUUAUAACUGCCCAAAGCACAAGGUCCUUCGUAUGCUUACAGUUUGUAGUUUAACAUUUUUCCUAAAUGUGACCUAAUGAUUAACGUGAUAAGACUGUAAUAAUCACUGUAGUCAUAUACGAGUUGUGUUUAUAAUCAUUUGAGCAGUUUUUGUACUAACAAACUUUUGAACUUGUGUAACACAUUGUGGUUUGAAGAUGUUCAGAAAUGACAGAAAUAAGUAUAGUUUGAUAGUAAAUAUCUGUAGAUAUUUUUACAUCAGAUUCACAUAACUGAUUUACUGAUUUGGUGACAGAAGCAUAGGAGCAAUAAGAAAAAAAAUUUAAUUGUGUAAAUGUUGUAUAGCAUAAUUAAAAGUGUCGUAGCCUUUUAGAGUUAAGACAUGGUUGUUGGGACUGUUUUUAAAUUGGUAUUUGCAUCUGAGGUGGAGCAAAUUCACACAAAAAACAGGGUUGUUGAAAGUUUUUCAUUUCACAGUGAACUGCUGUUUUCCUUCUUUUUAAUCCUGAUACUGCUGUAAUUUUAAACUGGAUUGAUCAAUGCCUCUCAAAAGAUCGGUCUCGUCUAUCACGCCAAGUCUUUUUUUUUCUUUCAAACAUUUGUUUCACAAUUAUUUGUCUGUCUUGUUGCAGGCAUAUGUUGCUUUCAUGCAGGUUUUAUUUAUUCAUGACUUGCAAAUUCAGAGUGCAGUAAAUUGGAUGUGGUUAUACAAGUGCCUGUUGUGAGGAUAUGAUGCAAGGCCCUGCCAAGGUGUGGACAGCAUCUCUUUACUAUUAUUUAUAUCAACUAAUGUGUAACCAGUUCCAUCUAGUUUGUUAGUGACACCCUGAAGUUGCACUUGUUGCCUAAAUUAUAUCCUUGAGCAGUGACAUGUUUCAUACGAGCUCCCAUUGAACUGCAUGUUAACUCUCACCAUUUUAUUCCACAGAGCUUUGUAAAGAUAAAUAGCCCACAAUAACCUGGUUAUUCUCUUUCAUGUCUUGGUAUGAUACAUCAUUUUGAAGAGUGGCUACAGGGUUAUUAUGUAGACAUGAGACAUUUGGCAAAUUAUUGUAUGAUGGUUUAUUGCAUUAAGUGAAAGUAACACAUUUUCUUACAGUUUAAAACUGCUGUAUAAAAGAAUAAGUUAUUGUAAUGGUUCUGUAAAUAUACAAGGUUACAUAUGUUUCUCUCUUCUGUAAAUUUGAGGGAAUUUUCUUUGGGUUUGACAAUAAAUUCAUGAGUUCCUCUA
Molecule: messenger RNA, 5030 nt
Organism: Cyclopterus lumpus (lumpfish)
Lineage: Eukaryota; Metazoa; Chordata; Actinopteri; Perciformes; Cyclopteridae
Gene: sort1b
Product: sortilin 1b
Exons: 20
Coding region: 357-2825 (822 amino acids)
Biological process (GO): vesicle organization; Golgi to endosome transport; endocytosis
Cellular component (GO): Golgi apparatus; membrane
Molecular function (GO): protein binding
Source: RefSeq, a predicted model, not a curated record